This is a messenger RNA of Haliotis rufescens (red abalone), 5513 nucleotides long. RefSeq names its product structural maintenance of chromosomes protein 6-like. The transcript is spliced from 27 exons. Lineage: Eukaryota; Metazoa; Mollusca; Gastropoda; Lepetellida; Haliotidae. Gene Ontology annotation, cellular component: Smc5-Smc6 complex; nucleus; site of double-strand break. Gene Ontology annotation, biological process: double-strand break repair via homologous recombination. Gene Ontology annotation, molecular function: damaged DNA binding; single-stranded DNA binding. The record is from RefSeq and is a predicted model, not a curated record. Bases 185 to 3478 code for a protein of 1097 amino acids.
UGUCGUGUCCAUUUUAUAUUUCCCGCCAUGACACUUCCCUGAGCGUUUAGUCUGUUCACGAUGUUGUCUAAUGGUUGAUAAUGAAUGUGUAGGGUAUUUAAAUGGAACAUGAAGAGGAUGUGGAACCUCCAUCGAAAUACAAAUUUGCAGUUUCUUCAGCAGUAAGAAUUUCUGCAUAAGCACAAUGUCGAAGCGUCGCUUGACAGAAGCUGACAACCAAGCCAAGAAAAAGCGUAGGCAUGAUGCUGGAGAACCAGACCCAUCCAAGGAGGAUGAAGAUGAUGAUAGUCCCAUCAACCAGUCACAGAACCCAGACUUCAAUACAAGCCCUGAAGCUGAAGUUGGCAUAAUCGAGAAAAUUAGUGUGAAGAAUUUCAUGUGUCACACUCGUUUGGAUGUCAACUUUGGUCCUCAUGUCAACUUCAUUGUUGGGAGGAAUGGAAGUGGGAAGAGUGCGGUGGUGGCAGCGCUGGUUGUUGGCCUGGGGGGUAAGGCCUCUGUAACCAGCAGGGGCAGUACAAUCAAGGGAUUCAUCAAGAGUGGGAAAAGCACUGGUGAGGUUCAGAUCAAGCUGCGGAACCGAGGCCCUGAUGCUUUCAGGCAUGAGAUGUAUGGGGACUCCAUAACUGUGCAGAGAAAGUUCACAUCAGAGGGGAGCAGUAAAUACCAGCUUCUCUCAAAAACUGGUGUAAUGGUGUCGGACAAGAGGGAGGAGUUGUUCCACCUCUUGGACCAGUUCAACAUUCAGGUGGACAAUCCUGUUGCCAUCCUCAAUCAGGAGACAAGUCGCAACUUCCUCAACUCCAAGAGCCCUCAGGAUAAGUACAAGUUUUUCUUGAAGGCCACGCAGCUUGAGACCAUGAAGCAUGACUACGCUAAAGCCAACGAGCAGAAGUCCAUCACUCUAGAGAUCAUCAGUCAGAAGGAGAGGACUCUGCCUACCCUGGAGAAGGAGGUCCUGGAGUGGGAGCACAAGUUCAAGAGUUUGGAUGCCAUUGAUGAAUUGAAGAAGAACGUCAAACAUCUGAAGAAUGAAAUGGCUUGGUCUUUGGUUGCUGCAAAAGAAAGGGGACUGGAGCCUAUCAAGAAGAAGCUUGACCAGGAGGACUCCCGGACUCCCAAGUAUGUCAAGAAGGUGGAGGAGGUGAAGGAGAACCUGGAGAAGUGUCAGCAGACACACAGACAGAUCCAGGACCAGAUCCUCGCCAUCAGUGAAGAGGUACAGAAGCUUGAACCACAGAGAAAACAGGCCAAGUCCAACAUGCAGCAGAAGAGGGAUGCAGCCAGACAGGCACAGAAUGAAGUGAACAAGACUGAGAAGGACCUGCGAACAAGUGUCCGAGAUCGGGACAUGGUGAAAGAAAGAAUUGAGGAGAUAAAGAAUAGUGCCCAGCAUGACUACGAGUCAGAGCGGCGGGCGCGUCAGGAGAAGAUUGACCAGCUGAUGGAGAAAUCAAGAGGUCUGGAGUCCCAGCAGAGAACCACGGAGCAUCAGAAGAACCAGUUCCGUGAUGCUGUCACCAAGUACACCAAUGACGGCUACACUAUCAGGCGAGAUGAACAGGGCAUACAGGACAAGCAGGACAGUGACAGGCAGCAGCUUAAGAUGUUGAUGGCUGCUCGCAGUGACAGACUCAAACGCUUUGGACAGUUCAUCCCCAACAUCACCAAGCGGAUAGAUGAGUUCCACAGGAAGGGAUAUUUCCAUGAGAGACCAAGAGGACCUCUAGGAUCGUGUUUCCAGCUGCGUGACCCGGAGUGGGCGCUGUCCGUGGAGAGCUGUCUGAAGGCCCUCCUCCAUGCCUUCUGCUGCACUGACCACCAUGACGAGAAGGUCCUCGAGGGCAUUUUUGAAAGGGAAAUCAAAGAUGGAAGACAUCCCUCCAUCAUCGUCAGCAGGUUCACUAAUCAAAUUCAUGACAUCUCCAGAUUUCGCGUCCAGAGUGAGCACCCCUGUAUUCUGGACAUGCUGAACAUAGAGGACACUGUGGUGGCCAACACCCUCAUCGAUCAGCGAUCUGUGGAGAACAUCAUCCUAAUAGCUGACAACAAAGAGGCAAGACGGGUGAUGCAGCAUUGCCCCCCUCGCAACUGCAAGCAGGCCUAUACCAAGGUGGGAGACGAGAUCUACUGCCAUCCGACAUUCAGGUAUUACUCUGCCAACGUGGACAAAGCUCGAUACCUGACGGCCAACGUUGAGGAGGAGAUAGCUCACUAUGAGGGGGAAAUUCAGUCCCUGCAGCGAGAGUUGGAUAACGUGCGGCAGCAACGAAACAAACUGACAGAAGAUAUUCGGCGAAACAAAAGUGAAGAAAAGAAAUGCAACACACAGCUGAUGAAGAUAGAAGAGGCCAUUCAGAACCUGCAGUUUGAGAUCAGUGAACUGAAGAAUGUGGAGGACCCAGCUCCAAUUGACAUCGCAACUCUGGAAGAUGAAGUUGCGACGUACGACGAGCAGAUCACCAAUCUGAAGGAGAAGCGCCAGGAAGUAAGCAAGAUCAGUUCAGAGCAGCAGCUUCAGCUGGUGGAGGUGGAGAAGGCCUAUCGGGAUGUGGAGGGGAAACUCAAGUCUCUCACUGACAGUGCUGACCCUCUCAAGGAAGAAGAUGGCCAUGCCCUGAAUGAGAUUGAGGUGGCGAAGAAUCACAAGAAGCAUUACGAGGGCAAGCUGAAAGAACACGAGAGAGUCGUCAACGAACUCCGCAAGGAUGUGAAUAACUACCAAACGGAACUUGAUGCAGACAUGGAGAAAGCCAAAGCCAUCUGCCCCGAGCGGAUCAAGACAAGACGGGUGCCCCAGAAUCUGGAGAGUGAGAUUAGACAGACAAUGAAGAGGAUUCAGACUGAGGAAAAGAGCCAUGGCAAUCCAGAUGAAAUCACCAGAAAAUAUCAUGAGACACAGCAGGCCUUCAGGAAAAUCCGCCGCGAAGUUAAUCAGCUGAAAAAAUUUAUAGAGGAACUUGAUAUCUCAAUAGGGACGAGGAUGUCAAGAUAUGUGUUUAUACGUCAGUCGUAUUCGUACCGAGUGAAAGUACUCUUUAUUGAACAUACCUCCAUGACUAAGUCCAUGAGAGGAUCUCUGUCUAUAAACCAUAAUACAGAAGAAAUAGUGUUGAAAGUGCAGCCAACAUCCAGUUCGGCAGAGGGGGCCAAGGAUCUAAAGUCUCUGUCUGGAGGCGAGCGAUCCUUCUCCACCGUGUGUUUCAUCCUGGCAUUGUGGGAUGCUAUGGAGUCCCCCUUCCGAUGCCUUGACGAGUUCGACGUUUUCAUGGACAUGGUGAACAGGCGGAUCUCCAUGGAUAUGAUGAUGGAGGUGGCUCGGGUGCAGACAGGGCGGCAGUUCAUCUUCCUCACUCCACAAGAUAUGAGUCAACUACACAUUGGCAUAGAUUCACGUAUUUUCCGUAUGCCGGACCCUGACCGAGGUCAAGGAGUGCUUCCCUUCGCCGAAGGUCAGGCUGAAGAGGAAGAAGCCUAGUGCCAACAGUAUGCCAGACACAUGUCUAGACGCCUAGUGCCAACAGUGUGCCAGACACCUAGAGCCGGACGCCUGUCUCGACGCAUAGUACCAACAGUGUGCCAGACGCCUAGUGCCAACAGUAUGCCAGACGCCUAGUGCCAACAGUAUGCCAGACGCCAGGUGCCAGAUAGUGUGCCAGACACCAAGACGUGCUAACUCUGUGCCAGACUGCAAGUGAGUUGUGCCAGACAGAGAGAAAUGUGUAUGUUAGACAUCAACUCUACCAACCUUUCCAUGUCAGGAUUGUGGUGUCCAGAAUUUUCAAAUACUGUGAUUGGUUGAAGUAAAAGUAGGUGCAGUCUGCUGGAUUUGGCUUUCAGCAGUGGUAUGAUAUAGUUAACCCUGAUGGGUUGAACAGAUGGGCAAUAUUUGGAGAUUCAUGUCGUCUUUUGUUUCCAUGGAUUCAGUGUUCAUCUAACACUUUUGUUUGUUAUUUUUGCAACUUGUCUUGCAUUUUCAUUUUAACAUACAUACUUUAAUGAUUGUCAAACAAUUAUUUUGUGGUGUUAUUUUACCGGGCAAAGCCUGCUUUUUGUGCCAAUUGUCUCCAGCUGUGACUAAAACGUCCCUGGUCUUGCAUACCUCUACCGUCUUUAGUCUCCUUUCUAUCUCUAGGGGAGAACCCCUUACUAUCUUUGCCCGUGGGACCUGUUAUAUUGUAAGGGUUAGCUUUCUCAAGCGAAUAUUUCCAAAUGUAAUCUGGGGUUAAUACGUAUUUUUAUCAAGUUUUGUUCCACAGGGAUGUCCGCUCAAAACAUAAUUGAUUGUUAAGGUGUAUUGGCUUCAACACUCAGUUGUUUACACUAGUACCAUGUUCAUUAGGCAGAACUAGCACUGAUUAAUAGGUCUUCAUAACCCAUGCAUGCUUUCGUUGAUUGAUGCUCAUGAUGUCAAUCACUGAAUUGUCUGGUCCAGACUCGAUUAUUUACAGACCGCCAUCAUAUAGCUGAAAUAAUUCUGAGUUUGGCAUUAAACAACAAUCAAACAAACAAACCAUUCCUGCACCGCCCUUCAUCAAUGCUAAGGCCACACUUUUUUAAUUUUAUGUUUCACAGAUUUAUUCCAGCUUCUCCACGCAAGGUCGGUCGAAAAAAAAUAAAUGUCAAUCAUUUAUGUCAUUCUGCCAUUGAGGCUGCAGAUGGUCACUGAUAAGGAUGUAGACAUGGAAUUUAUGUAACAUGUUAUAUUGCAUAAGAGGGUCUAUAUUAGGUAAAUAUUUUUAUGUUUAAUAUAUUUCUUAAACCAGCUUCUUUUUAGUGGAGGCGGCAAGACCGUGAAACGAAAAAUACAAAAUGUGUGGCCGUAUUGGAGUUAGAAAGGUUGCCCCUGUAAGGUCAAUACUCCAGUGUGUGUUUAAUGUCCACUACACAGGAAUGUGAAGCAGUGUGUGCUGCAAUAGCAGGAAUUGUCCAUCCACAAGUGCUGGAAUACUACCGUGUUAACUUACUUCAUCCCUGAACUUCCUACAUGUGAGACAAAUACUAACAGACGUGAAGAGAUCAUUGCAUCAAUUCCCUGCUAUUUUUGAGAAUACGUUGCAGUACCUUGCUCUGUUCAGGGAUAUUCUAAGUGACCUGGCCGCAUUCCACAAAGUGAUCUUGCUUUGUGAGCUACGACUACCAUAAGCCUACGUUAAAGUAUGGGGCUACGAUCAUCUUUGCACAACGGGGCCUGGCAGGCCACAAGCUACAUAAUAUGAUUGUAACAGGCAGUUUAUGCAAAAACUUCAUCUAACAUCUUCAUCAAGUGGUUCUGGACCCAAAAAUCUUCAGAAUUAAGACUUAUUCAUUGUUCGUUUUAAGGGCCAAGUUUGUGUCUUGUGGCUCAGACAUCAGACAAUCAGUGCCUUCAGAACGGAGUGUAUGACUGUCAACAACUGUGUCCUGGAGAACUUGCACUGUUUUCACAGUAUGUUCGUGAGUUGAUUGUUAUGUGUCCAGUGUGGAUGAAUGAGUGUGUUCAUGGAUAAAUAUAUUAAAAAUUGUCGGAAAUA